Molecule: messenger RNA, 522 nt
Organism: Apiotrichum porosum
Lineage: Eukaryota; Fungi; Basidiomycota; Tremellomycetes; Trichosporonales; Trichosporonaceae
Exons: 2
Coding region: 1-522 (173 amino acids)
Source: RefSeq, a predicted model, not a curated record
AUGUCCUCAGCGGACACCCAUCCCCAGAUGGAAGUGCUCAGCGACCACUCCCGCUUUGAGUCUACAAUCAUUUACCACUCGGCCAUUGCCGCGGCGACCAACAGCGUUCUCGCGAACCAGCUCGACACGGACACGCUUACUCCGGGCAUGGCGAGCAUGAUCUUGGAUCAAAAUGAGCGCCUCAUUGCUCUUCUGUCCGACCUUGUGGAACGCAAGGACGCGGCUGACAGAGUCGAGAGGGAGCGCCGGCAGAGGGACAAGGACAACAAGGGAAAGAGGGGUUCAGUGCGCUUUGUCGAUCCCAGGCCUGUUUCCAUGCCUCUCCCUCAGUCUCUGUCUGUGACUGCCGCAUCGCCCAAGGCACAACAACGUCGCCAGCACCGUGUGGGGUCGUUUUACCGUCGUAUGGUGGACCGCGUCACUGUCAAGUUCCACAAACACAAGGGCAAGACGCUCAAGAGAGAGGCGGGCAAGGACAGGGCUGCGUCUACCUUGGACAAGGAGGACUUUCUCCGCUGGUGA